Messenger RNA from Leptidea sinapis, 1114 nucleotides. It is a transcript of the gene Lrrk, whose product is annotated as serine/threonine-protein phosphatase 6 regulatory ankyrin repeat subunit A-like. Gene Ontology annotation, cellular component: nucleus. The coding region runs from base 227 to 799 and encodes 190 amino acids. The transcript has 5 exons. The record is from RefSeq and is a predicted model, not a curated record. Gene Ontology annotation, biological process: positive regulation of transcription by RNA polymerase II. Gene Ontology annotation, molecular function: transcription cis-regulatory region binding; protein binding. Lineage: Eukaryota; Metazoa; Arthropoda; Insecta; Lepidoptera; Pieridae.
CUAUCAAUAAAUUUAUUUGUACAAAAAUAAUUAAUUAAUGCUGUUUGUUCAAAUAUUAUAUACAGAAAAAUACAAAUAAUGUUUAAAUGACAUAUUUGAAUUCGUUCUGCGACCUAGGUUAAAUUAUUAGCUGUUGAUAUUCGAUAAUAUAAUGAUUUAUAUGUUCGCAACGCUUCACCGACUCUGCGUUACAAAAAUAUACAAAGUUUUGUGUUAAAAGUUCGCAAUGGACCUCUCUCCUGAUGAAGAAAAUAUUCAAGGUCGAUUAUUACACCAAGCAGCACUUUGGGACAAUUUAGAGUUACUGGAGGGUCUGCUGGGCGGAGGAGCAGAGGUGGGCAGCAAGGAUGAGCACAACCGGACCGCCCUGCAUGCAGCUGUGCUGGCUGAGAGAAGCAUGUGUCUGCCAGCACUCUGCAAUGCUGGGGUCGAUGUGAACGCUGUGUCUGACGAGAGUACUGGUGGAAAGACAGCGCUGCACAUAGCGGCUGAAUGCGGCAACGCUGAGAACGUGAAGGCGCUGCUGUCGGCAGGAGCGGACCUGGCCAUCCUCACGGCUGGAGGGGACUCCGCAGUCGCUCUGGCCGAGCGGGGGAGGCACCGACACGCUGCCAACCUGCUGAGGGAAGCCAGAGAUGCCUUGGAGAGAGAACGUCUGCAGCAGCAUAGCCAACUGCGAGAGCUGGUUGUCCGCGGUGACGUAGUGUGUCUCCAGGAGAGAUUGGAUGCACUCGGUUCUGCAGCGCCCGUGCUGUGCAACCUGACGCCGGGGGGAGCAAAUACAUUGCUAUAUGUGUAGUACUGCACAAAACUCGGAUAAUAAAUCAGAGAAUAGAGACUUUUCACCGUCAGAAGGGUCAGAAUAUAAGCUUCCACGUCGAACUUCAUCACGGAAAAAUGGGGUUAUUAAUCGAAGCAGGUUUUCAAGUUCAUCAAACAGCUCGUCUAGUUCCAACAGCAGCUCAUCAGGUUCACCGAAAUCUGUCAAUAAUGAUACUAAUUUGGAAACCAAUGAAAGUAAUGUGAUGCCAGAUCUGAUAUUGAGUUACCUUAACUCUGAACAUGGAUUUGGAAAGAGAAUGUUCAGAAAAAGACAAAAAUAUACCCAUAAAUG